Messenger RNA from Colius striatus (speckled mousebird), 2076 nucleotides. Its product is annotated as C-type lectin domain family 2 member B-like. The record is from RefSeq and is a predicted model, not a curated record. The transcript is spliced from 5 exons. NCBI's taxonomy places the organism in Eukaryota, Metazoa, Chordata, Aves, Coliiformes, Coliidae. Bases 63 to 620 code for a protein of 185 amino acids.
CGAUCCGACAGUUCCGGCCCCGUGAUCUCGGUCCCCACCGGCCGGGCAGCCGCUGCGCACUCAUGGGGCCCCGGGGGGGCGGCGGCGAACAGCGGAGCGGCUCCCCGGAUCGGGGUGCAGGCUUCCAGACAGGUCUGUUCUCAAAUAUCUGGUUAUGGCGAGGUGUCGCUGGAGUCCUUACUGCUGUUGUCAUUUUGAUUUUGUGUAUUCAGUUUGUAAACCAUUCUUCAGCCAAAGAUUUUCCUGUCUGUCCUUUUCUGGAACUCUGCCCGUCAGGAUGGCUGUAUUUCCAGGGGAAGUGCUACUACCUCUCAGAGAGUGAAGCUAACUGGAACUCCAGUCAGAGCCUCUGCUCUUUGCACAAUGCUUCCCUCCUGAUAAUUGAAAAUCAGCAGGAAUUGAGUUUUAUGGUGAAGAUAGCAAAGCAAGACCCAUGGAUUGGACUCUAUAAAAGAAAUGAAGAGUUCUUUUGGGUAAAUGGAAAAGCAUUAGACAAUGAACUGAUUGAAGUAAAAGACUUUGGAGACUGUGCUUAUCUUGAGUCAGAAGGAGUCUCAGCCUCGGGAUGUUAUUUAACUAGGAAGUGGGUCUGUAGCUUGAACAUUAGCUUAGCACGGUAAAGGUGGACAAAGCCUCCACCCCUGACACUUCAGUGUACUGAUGUGAUGACUACACAGGCCUUGUCUAUACUCUAGAACCUGGGAAUGAGUCUCAUCUCUAGCCUGGAGGUGAAUGACUUUUCUGGUAUCCAGAAUUCUCUACCAAUGGAGGAAACCUCUGUUUCUUAAAGUUACUAUGUAAAAGGCUUGCUUCAGCAUCUGGAUAAGUAAUUUUCUUUCCCCAUUUAUAGCUAAUGCUCAGCCUGUAGUUUCUUUUUGUCAUGUCAUCAGUAUUUAUUCCGUUAACUCUUCUCUUGUAAGAUCCUAAGCAGCUACUCUUUCUUUUCCUUUUGAGUGUGCAGUUGGAGGUAAUUGUUUCUGCUUUUCCUUUAGCCAAGCUCUCUGUGCAGGGAUGGGUUAUGAAGUGGGGCUGCCUGAAGGUCUGACAAUACCUCAUGGAUACAGGGUGAUGCAAAAAUGAGCACUGCUGUUUUAGACAGGAUGGUUGCAGAUUUUGCUCUCCCGGUUUGAUGGGAUGCAUCCUGUGUGACUCAGAAUUGUAUUCAGCAUUUUGUUAAUGUUAGUUUACAUUAAUCUUGUUAAAUUGACAGUAUUAUCAUUGGGAUUUACGUAGCUGCACAGUACCCGAAAUUCUUCUCACAUCACUUAGCAAAAAAGCAGCUAGAAUAGAUCUUACCUGAGCAUCUGCACUGGUGAGGAAAAAGAACUGAACUGAAAAAAAAAUAGUGAAGCUGCAGGCAGUAAUGUUGAAAAAAUUGAUUUUCUUGUGAUCUGGGCGCUAUAGAGAGGACUGUGGACUCUACAGGACUUCUGGAAGGAGCAAGUGGAGACAUUUUUGAAGUAGACACUAGAGUGCACUGUAGCUUCAGGGAAUCACAGAAUCUUAAGGGUUGGAAGGGACCUCGAAAGAUCAUCUAGUCCAACCCCUCUGCCAGAGCAGAGUCUUAUUUACUUAUAUAUGUUAAUAUAAUUGUGUCUCCUCGUUUCUUAAGAAUGUAAAAUUUCACCGUGUUUGGCAAGUUAUUUGGAGAGUUGUGUGUUUGUUGAGGUUUUUGUCCGGAUUCUAAUUAUUUUUGCCCUCCCUGUGUUUUUAUGCAAAUUUAAGUGGUGUCUAGUUUUGGUCAGCACCUUGUUUUCUUCAUUAUUUUCUGUGGCAAUAGGACUUUACUGUAACCAGACCAUGCACUAUGGAUACUGUUAACAACUUGAGACUUUGAGCUGUUUAUUUAUGUAUGAUCAAUAAUUGUUCCAAACUACACUCUUUUUUUAAUUGCUUGUAUUCUUUAUAGGCACAGUAAUAGGACUCUAUAGUAAGGAUAACCUGAUAAUCUAGGUGUUAAUUUAUGUGUAACUAGUUGAUGGAGGAGAGGUGUUUGGCAAGGUUUUGAAGGAUAUGAUAUGUGCAAUAUAUAUUGAAAAUAUUAAAAAAUAAUAAAUAUAGAGCCUAUGAAUUACA